Messenger RNA from Linum trigynum, 3575 nucleotides. The record is from the annotation of a GenBank genome assembly. Lineage: Eukaryota; Viridiplantae; Streptophyta; Magnoliopsida; Malpighiales; Linaceae.
AAUCGUAAAAAAUCCAAAAUUAUAUCUAAAUGUCUUAUUUUUUUAAAAUUCUACGAGCAAGCAAACCACCCCAUUGAGUGACUGCCAAUUAUCAUUCCAAGUUGGAAAUCCUAACAUACAUUCGAAGUCAUUUACAGACAACCACAAUUAACAUGACUUUAGAGUAUUACCAUCCAAGUCAGAGUCAAGUCAAGCGGAUAAUAAUGACUUCGUGCACCAAAAGGCCGUCCAUUAGACUAUAUGUGUACUUUAUAUAGAUCGUAAAAUGGAAUUGGUUUCUUUGUCAAGUAUAAAAUGAAAGGGUUGUAUUGACUGGAAACAAUUUGCAUUUUUUUUUUCUUCCUUUAGUGUAUCUUUCAACUCUUUCAUCAGGUUCCUCCUCGAGCACCUUGUGUAACAACAAGUUUAGAUACGUUAGAAAGACCACAAAUUGCAAAAAGCUCGACCGCUACGAUUCAGCAGGCAACCUGAUGAUAUUAUAGGGUUAAAUGGUUCUAAUGUCAUUGAUAAACCAAUAAGUUAGAUCGUUAUUUAUAGGGGCUCUGGUUGAUAUCAACUUGAGUUGAAUUGUUCUCAUGUCCUUGCUUAGUACUAAUAAUACCUUUCUAGUGGUAGAAUCCUGUUCAAACACCGAUAAGAAAAUGUUCUACCCGUCGACGGUUCUAUUGAAGUGGUUCACCAUUUUUUUCUUCUUCUGUAAUACCAAAAAUUUAUUGUAACAAGUUAUUUGUGUCAUCUGGUCGAUCGUUUUUCCAAAAGAGCCGUAUGAGUUUAGGGUGGCUAUACGGUCCGAUCCAGUUAAAUUGGUCCAAAUUUAUCCGGUCCAGUCCGGUAUUUUUGAAAAUAUAAGGACCAAAGAUUGGAUUUGAUACAUUCCGGUUUUGAUCCGGUCAGGUCUUGACCCGAUCCGGUCCCAUUUCGGUCUUGAUUUUAUAUUGAGCUUGUGGGGAUUUGAGUGGCCUAAGGCCCGAAAGGGUGAGGAGUUGAUUAAGUUUUGUACUAAGUGCAAAGGUUUGUGACCGUUUAUGCAAAUUACCCUUAAGUUUUGGGUGUUGAGCUCUCUUAUCCGGUCUUUAUCCAGUUUUCGAUCCGGUCUCAAACGGGUUUGACCUCAAAUCUAAGCCCAAAGAUUGGAUUGUUUACUAUCCGGUCCCGAUCCGGUCUCGAUUCGAAUUAUACGAUCCGGUUUCGGGUAAAACCAAAAAACCCGAACCAAAUAGUCAGCCCUAACAUGAGUCAUCGAAUCAUGAUGAUAGAACUAUCCACCCGGCACCCGCAAAAGGUGAAGGAAUGAACAGAGAACAAUGUGAAACCGGAAGAGGCAUCCAACUUUUUGUUGAACACGUCUACAAAAACCAACGUACACUGCAAAAUGUAGUGUAAUGAACAAUUUCAAUAUUGGAGGCUUUCGAAAUUCUACAUGAUUUUCUUGAACAUUUUCCAUUUUUCCCCCUACCAAAUUUCAUUUUUUGUUGGUGGCAUUAUUCACUUUUUAUCCCCCACAAAAGGGUUGAUGAUGUCUUAUGUCUAUCCCACUCCCUCCACGCACUCAAUUUUCCAAAACCAACAACCCACCCAACCCAACCUUCUUCUUUCUAUAAAUAGCUCCUCUCCCUACUCUCCACCUCCUUCAUUCACACAACACCCUUUUUCAAUUCAAUCUACCCUUUCUCACCAUGGGAAACCUUCACCUCCUCAUCAUCGCCACCGUAGCCAUACUCGCAGCCACCGCAGCCCUCCCGGCAAACGCAGCCGUGGCCGACAUUGUCACCCCGGCUUUCUUCAACGGCAUCAAGAACCAAGCACCCAACAGCUGCGCCGGGAAGAACUUCUACACACGCGAGGCCUUUCUUCAGGCGGCAAACGCUUAUCCCAACUUCGGCAACCGAGGAUCUCUCCCCGGUUCCAAGCGCGAAAUCGCCGCCUUCUUCGCCCACGUCACCCACGAAACCGGAAGCAUGUGUUACGUGGAGGAGAUCAACCGCGCGACUUACUGCGACCCGAGCCAGUACCCGUGCGCUCCGGGGAAGAAGUACUACGGCCGCGGGCCCCUUCAGCUGACGUGGAACUACAACUACGCGGUGUGCGGUCGGGCCAACAACUUUAACGGCGUCGGGGACCCGGACGUCGUCGCCAGGGAUCCGGUGCUGGCGUGGAAGACGGCGUUGUGGUUCUGGAUGACAAAUGUCCGCCCCGUGCUGCCGCAAGGGUUCGGAGCCACCAUCCGGAAGAUUAACGGGAUUGAGUGUAACGGCGGAAACGCGCCCGCCGUCAGGGCUCGGGUCAGCUACUACAACUCCUACUGUCAGAAGUUUGGGAUCCAGCCAGAGGCUAACACCAGCUGUUAAGCGGCGGCGACCAGGGCCGACGGAGUCAAUAAAAUAAAUAAAUAGUAUCGAACAAUAUACUAUGGUGUAAUAUUUGUUCGAUUAUCGACUUCUAUGUAUACUUUCGACUUCCUGCUUUCUGGACUCGUAACAGUUGAAUCUGCUGCGAGUUUGCGAAGGAAGAGAGAAUUAAUAAAUAAAAUAAACGUUAAGAGGUUUCAUCUUUUGUCUUCUUUCUCCUAAAGAGCAAGCAGUUUCACAUAAUCCAAGCACCGCCAACUAAAGACUUGGUAGAAGAAAACAAGGAGUUUAUAUAAAAAAAAAUAAUUAUAUCAUGUGGUUUGAUGAUUUGUUUGACUUUUAGGGACAAGCUAAGUUAAACUACACCCACUCAUAUAUAUGUUCAUUGGGAGGCCUAAAAAUUUCUCUUAUGACAAUUUUGUAGAGAGAAAGAUAAACUUGACAUGUGAUGUCAAGCGAUUUGUUUCGGAAAACUUUCUUCUAUCUUUAUUUCUCCUAUUGAUAGCCCGCUAUAAAAAUCAGUGAGCAUUGGGGACAAAUAUAAUAAACAAAAAUUGUAAUUUGUCAAUGGGGAAACAUAAAAAAGCGACACUGGAGACGAGUUCAUAAAAUCAAUGCAGUCAAAUUGAAUUCUAUUUAGAAGCGAUUUGGUGAUUUAGAACAGUAAAAGCGUAGGCUUUUAAACUUUAAAAUGAAGAUUUAGACUACAAUUAUAAGCGAGAAAUAGGAUUCUAAGUAAAAGUGUUUUAGAAAUGUAAAGGCGUAAGCUUAUAAUUUGUAAAGCGCGAUUUUGACUACAUUGCAUAAAAUUGUUCCAAAGGGGAAGCGGGAUGGACGGAUUGCUUACUUGGGCGCCCAAAUCGUCUCCAAUUCCUUUGAUGAAUUUGUUUUAGCGGAUGCAACUUCUCAGUCGUUAAUUAUCUCAUUUUUAAUUUUCAAUGGAUGUUUAAAACAAUUGAAUAUCGUGUUUGCCCUUUUUGCAUUCUACCUCCCAUCUCUCUCUUGAUUAAUCUAAUGACUGACAUGGAUUCAAGAAACUUCUUCAGCCUUUCCCUUAAGAAUCAAAUGUGAACUCUCUUUUUGAGUUUUACCUCCCAUCUCCCUAGAUUAAUUAAUUAAUUAAUCCGCCAGUUAUGACAACACAGUCCAUAGAAAUAAACAACUACAAUGCUCUCUUUUGGAUGAUGAGUAACUACAACUUUUGUGCAAUAAUUGGCAUAAAACAAC